AUGCCGCCCACUAGAAGAACAUCAUUCGUUAGUAGAAAUAAUAAUUCUUAUAAACAAAAAAGAAAUCUAUUUGUAAAUAUUGAAAAUCAGCUUCAUAAAGAAAUGAAAACUCUAUUAGAUAUGUUAAAAGAAUUUGAAGAACAAAAAAAGAAACUUCAAAGCGAAGAAGCAGUUCUUUUAUCAAUGCUGGGUGAAGAUAUUAAAACUGCUUUUGAGUUAGAUAAUAAAAUAGUGAAUGCAUUAUCUUUUUUUGAAAAUAUGAGUGAAGAUAAUGAUGAAAAUGAUGAGUUUUUAUCAACAUCACCACCAGUAGUAGAAGCUGAUAAGUUAGAUAAUAAAAUAGCAAAUGCUUUAACUUUUUUUGAAAAUAUGGGUGAAAAUAGUGAUGAUGACAAUUAUCAAGAUCAGGAUCAGGAAGAAGAUCAUUGUUGCAAAUGA
Molecule: messenger RNA, 438 nt
Organism: Entrophospora sp. SA101
Lineage: Eukaryota; Fungi; Glomeromycota; Glomeromycetes; Entrophosporales; Entrophosporaceae
Source: the annotation of a GenBank genome assembly